Molecule: messenger RNA, 456 nt
Organism: [Torrubiella] hemipterigena
Lineage: Eukaryota; Fungi; Ascomycota; Sordariomycetes; Hypocreales; Clavicipitaceae
Source: the annotation of a GenBank genome assembly
AUGCUUGUAGGCGCUAUUGAUCGAGGCCCACUCGUCGAUAUUGUCUUUACAAACGGAGUUUUGCCACGUGCGGGUCCUUUCACUACUGUGAAGGAGUUUCAUGAUUGGCUUUCUUCCAUGUUGACGAUGGGAAAAGAGCAGCACUGGCCUGGUAUCGAUCCAAGCGAAAUACCCGACCCAUACCGACAAUCCUUGCCGGACGAUUCUGCUGUCGUUUUCACACACUCUGAUCUCCAUCGCAGCAAUAUUCUUAUCUCUCCUGAAAAACCACAUUGUAUCGUUUCGAUAAUAGACUGGCAACAGUCUGGAUGGUAUCCUGAUUACUGGGAAUUUUGCAAAGCUGAAUAUACAGCUGAUACCAGGUCAGACUGGGUCAGGGAGCAUAUACCACAGUUUCUCGAUGAGCCUGAAUGUGUGGAAGGGUUCGAGCUAUACGCUCAAGCUUACGGCUUCUAA